Messenger RNA from Grosmannia clavigera kw1407, 6588 nucleotides. Its product is annotated as ccr4-not transcription complex subunit. Gene Ontology annotation, molecular function: molecular adaptor activity. Lineage: Eukaryota; Fungi; Ascomycota; Sordariomycetes; Ophiostomatales; Ophiostomataceae. The transcript is spliced from 4 exons. The record is from RefSeq and is a predicted model, not a curated record. Gene Ontology annotation, biological process: nuclear-transcribed mRNA catabolic process, deadenylation-dependent decay. Bases 1 to 6588 code for a protein of 2195 amino acids. Gene Ontology annotation, cellular component: CCR4-NOT core complex; P-body.
AUGGUCCCACCACCCAGAGCAGGAACGUUUUCUCCGAACCCUGCCCAAUCCCUACAAACGGGCGGCAGUCAUUCACCUCAUCCCUCACAGACCGCAGGCUUGAGCGCGAGCCCAAUCACCGGCAGCCCUACCGGUACGACGUCCGUCUCCAAGAUCGUCAUCGCCCAGGUGUUUGUUCUUCUGAGCAGCAUCAAGGAGGAAAAGGACGACUCUUCAAAGUGGGAACAACUCAGAAAGCUUAUCGAUGAGUCCGGCAUGGAAGUGUUCACAAAGUACUUCGCUCGUCUCGUAGCUAGUAGUGCUUCCCAAAUAUUCCCUGGCCUUAACAGGCCAGGGGGUACUCCGGGAACCUACCAGCUCUUGACAGCUGAAAUGCAGAAGAUAUCACACGAACCUGAGCAGGCCCGCAGGAUCGCCGAAUCUAUCGAGGCUGGUACUGAGGAUAUCUUCCGGGACUUCGAUCUGUCGACUUUUAUGGAGUAUUUCAAACUAGAUGCUUUAGAGAAGACCAUACUAGCUCUGGCCUUCAAGCUGGGCCCCCGCUCUGACCUGAAGACCAAGGCGGAUGCCAUCCUUUCCAGAAAUUUUUCCGCUUUUGUCAACAUCCUGGCCAAACCAGAUGGUGAUCAUGAAGACCUUGGACCAGAGUUUGUCUCUGUCAUUGUCGACCGCUUCAUACAGCUACAUCCUCCCAAUUUCAACGGCGCCGCCAAGUCAGAGCUUAUGUUCAAAGUCACCCAGCGCUACGAACGUGUCGACCUCGGACCUCCGCCUGAGGCCCUGGCUGCUCUGGAUCUGAUGCGUGUUUUGGUCGAUAAGCCGGCCAACAUUCUAGCCCUCCAUAUGCACAAGACCGGAGCAGACUUCGCCCGAGACGAGGACACGUGCGUAUCGUAUUUGCAGAACCGGGCGCUUGCUGGCAUUGGCGAAGAGGCGGUAUCGGUUGCCUUGACAUACUCGGCUGUCAGCCAAUCCCCGACAUACAACCCAUCCGUUCUGGUAGCUGCCUUGCGACGCAUCCUACCGUCUUCCUUCCGAUGGCAAAAUGUGAUCACCUACUUUGACCAGCGCACAGCUCGGGUGUCUCCAUCACAGUUCCUCCGGCUUUACAAUGCACUCGCUCCGAUCGCGAGAGACGAUUCCCGGGCGCUUGAUAUCCAGCAUCUCUGGGGAGGCAAUUGGGAGAACCCUGAUGCGCAACUUUCCUUCAUUUGCGCAUUCACGUCCCUAUCGGCCGAUCGGCUCGAUGCCACCACGAUUCCAGGUCUUCAACCGACCCUCUCUCUGGACGACUAUGCACAGGCUCCGCCCGAAGUGAAAGAACGUGCCGCCGAAGCAGUGAAGCACCCUCUUGUCUCUCUGGCCGCCAUCUCUGCCAUCUUUCACGUCGCCCUCCCCUCCCAGCAUGCCUCCACAAAUGUUGAAGCCAGACGGUUGUUCCAAAAGGUUGUAAUUCCUAAUCUAGACAUCUUUGUUGUCUCUGCCUUUGGUGUACCGAAGCCGUGGCCAGCAACUGCUGUUGAAACGCUAAACUCUCUGUUCGAAAACUUCCUCUACAAACGCCAACCAAACUGGGAUUUCGUCUUCGACAGUCUGUGGAGAAAGGACAAAGAAUGGGUUAUGGAGAGGCUUAUCGAGGCACACGCAGCCGAGCCUGGAGAGCUACCCCUCAUAUUUGAGUAUGCCGUGAAGCACGGUUGGCUCAAUGAACUAAUCUACCUGCCAAACGGAUUCGGGCUCGAUCUGGUGGCCUAUGCACACGGCCAGGGCUACGUCGACUUGGCGGAAUGGGCUAAGAACAAUGCUGAUCGCAGUACCGAGAUCGCAAGACCGCUGAUGCAGUUUCUUCUAAUAAAGUCUGAGCUGGAAUCUCAGCGCGGCGAUGGCCAGCCCACUCCGACCAAAACAAAUGUCCCGCUAAAAGUGCGAACGGUAUCGGCCCUGCUCAAUAUUCUUGAAGAUUUUCUGCCAAAGACUCCAAUUCCCGAGCUUGUCAUGCUCCAGCGCCAGUGCAUCGCCAUCUAUCCUCGCCUGAUCAACUAUGGCGAAGGUUUUGACGAAAUUAUCGAAGCUAGCGAGAAAGACAGCCACAAUCUACCGCAGGAAGCGAACUCGAAAAUGGAGGAACACUUCAAGAAAAUGUACAGCAACGAGAUCGAAGUCCGAGAGGUCGUUGGUAUAAUGGACCACUAUAAGCACUCACAGGAUCCUCUGGAGCAGGAUGUGUUCGCCUGCAUGAUUAACAGUCUGUUCGAAGAGUACAGCCACUUUGGCGAUUACCCGCUUGAGGCUCUUGCCACGACCGCGGUUCUUUUUGGCGGCCUCAUCUCGCAUAAGCUUAUCUCGGACUUACCUCUCAAGGUUGGCCUGGGUAUGAUUCUCGAAGCAGUCAAGGAGCACAAGCAGGAUCACCCCAUGUUCAAGUUUGGCAUGCAAGCCCUCAUGCAGCUCUACUCUCGGUUCAGAGAGUGGCCGGGGUUCUGUAGCCAACUUUUGCAGUGUGCAAGCUUGCGGGGGACCGAAGCCUGGAAAAAAGCCGAUGAGAUCAUCCGGGAGACGGACGAGGGCGCAGGGAUUGCCGGAAUUCAGGGGGCGCCUGCUUCUGGCGAGCAUUUGACCAAUGGAAGUGGCGACGAACCGUCUGUCGCAGAGCCACAGUAUCUGCCAUUCGCUUCUGUUGUGGUCGACCCGCCUCCCCCAAAUGCCGUUUUUGAGGAUCCGAGUAACGACGUUCAGGGCAAGGUUCAGUUUGUGCUCAACAAUAUCACUGCGAGCACUCUGCAGGCCAUGUUUCUGGAGAUUCGCCCGAUGCUCGAAUUCAAGCAUCAGCAGUGGUUUGCCAGCCACCUUGUUGAAGAGCGGGCAAAGAUGCAGCCGAACUAUCACAAAGUCUACUUGCAGCUCGUCAGCCACUUUGAAGACAAGUCGUUGUGGGCAGAGAUUCUCCGGGAGACCUACAUCAGCGUUGCGCGCAUGCUGAACUCAGAGUCAACUUUGCAGAAUUCCUCGGACAGGGCACAUCUGAAAAACUUGGGCGGCUGGCUAGGUCUUCUGACUCUUGCGCGCGACAAGCCUAUCCGGCAGAGAAAUAUCGCUUUCAAGCAGUUGCUGAUCGAAGCGCACGAUACAAAGCGGUUGAUUGUGGCGAUUCCAUUCGUUUGCAAAGUGCUCAGUCAAGGCGAGCACUCCAACGUAUUCAAGCCACCCAAUCCUUGGCUGAUGGAAAUUGUCCACUUUUUAAUCGAUUUGUACCACAAUGCCGAACUCAAGCUGAAUCUGAAGUUUGAGAUUGAAGUACUCUGCCAGACUCUCAACAUCGACCACAAGAGCAUCGAACCAUCUGGCGAAAUUCUGGCUCGGGUAGCUGAAGCCUCAGAACUUCCUCCAGACUCGAUGGAGGCCUUUGACAAUCUUUCGCUGAACGGUCUCGUACCUGGUGGCGUCGGCGCCGGCAUGUCUUCACACGGCUUGGGCCCGAACGUGGUCUCGAAUGCGAUGCUGGAAAUGAUUCCCGAUCUCAUCACGAAAGUGAAUGUGCCCUCCGUCAGCGACAUGGUUAUCGCGGCUUCACGUCUGGAGGAGAUUGUCAAGGACGCCCUCAUCCGGGCACUGCAGGACAUUAUCCAACCAGUUGUCGACCGUUCUGUUGCCAUCGCUGCGAUUGCCACGCAACAGAUGAUUCGCAAAGAUUUCGCUACAGAGCCGGAUGAGAACCGUGUCCGGACAUCGGCGAUCAACAUGGUCAAAGCGACAGCUGGCAGCCUUGCGUUGGUAACCUCGAAAGAGCCUCUCCGAGCCAACUUCACCAAUUAUAUGCGCUCUCUCUCGAGCGACAAUCCCCAGGGUCUUCCCGAGGGCACAAUCAUCAUGUGUGUGAACUCGAAUCUGGACCUGGCAUCGGGCGUGAUUGAGAAAGCGACAGAGGACCGUGCGGUCAUUGAGAUCCAGGAGAUGAUCGAACCCGAACUGGAGAUGCGGCGUCGUCACCGUAUUCAGCGUCCCAACGAUCCGUACGUGGACUCUUCUCUGAGCCGGUGGGCCAUGACGAUUCCCAACCCUUUCAAGCUCAGCCCCAACCUGAACGGCUUGAACAGCGAGCAGAUGGCUAUCUACGACGACUUUGCUCGCCAUCCGCGGCCAACGACAGCGGGUGUUGCUUCCGCUUCGCACGUGCAAUCGGCUUCGGACGCCACUCGGUCGCUGGCAAAUGAGGUGCUCCAAGACCAAUAUGGGUCCCUGACGAACGUGCCCACUCCGGUCGAGACACCCUCAGCUGUGUCGUUGGGCUCGCAGAUGCAGCAAUAUCCGCAUGUGCAUAAUGGCGUGGGAGGUGCCGGUGUUGCAGGAGCCAUGGUGAACGGGCGACAAUCGGUACCAACGGUCGAUGUGCGGCUUCUUACAGACCGCAUCUCCAAGUUGGUAGUCGAGCUGCAGCGGGCCGCUACCGAGGCCACGGAAGAACAUUUCUCGGACCUGCCUCGACCGCACCCGGUUCUGGAUGUGGUGGAUGCUCUGGUGCAGACAAUCAUCAAGGCACAGCAGUCAGCGGAGGAUUUUGUGUUUUAUGCUGCCGAGCAGGUGUGCCAGGCGCUGGUUUCCCAGCUCGAGGACAGCCUAGCUCUGGAAAGUCUCGUCCAUGUGCUGGAAACGCUUCGCAAGAUCGCCACCAGCCCGUCGCUGAGCAACCGCGUCAUCCAGUUCUUUCACUCGCAACCAGCACACGUCUUUCUGAACCUGCCGCUUGUCUCAGCCCUGCGUGGUACCGAUCUGCUGGACUGGCCAAACAUCGACGCAGCCAUGGCCGCAGCUCUGAAGCAGAGGAAGGAGGGGUCGAUCAUGUUCUUGAUGCGGCUUUUGGACCUUGCGCUCAUCGGUGAGACUCCACUGGCUCUGUAUGCCGACUUUGUGUACAGUCUGGCAGAAGCCUGGGCUUGGGUCAACGAUGAGUCCGACGUGCCCGGUGGCCAGGACUUCAAGGCCAAAGUUCUUGCGCCUGUUUCGCAGCCCCCAUCGCCGGACCCGUCACAGGGAGCGAUCAGCUCUUACCGCAAAGACCAGAUCGAGUACGUCUUUGAUGAAUGGGUUCACCUCUGCCAGAAGCCACAUGUGCCCGACAGCAUCCCCUUCAUCUUCGUUGAGCAGAUGAGGGCAAAGCGCAUCGUGUCAGGCCGCGAGGACCUGUUUUGCUUCCUGAGAGUCGCCGUCGACAAGUCUGUGGAGAGAUUUGAGCUCGUCUCGCAGGCAGGCGGUACCAUGUUAGAGGCAUAUGCUGCCAUCGACUCGAUCCCGAAGCUUAUUGCCGUCUACUUGCAGGCCUCUGCCGAUGCUGAGGGUUCUUCAGGCUCGGCUCGCGCCGAAUUGACCGACUCGAUUCUGGCCCUGGCCGUCAUGAUGGUGAAUCAUCACUAUGUGAAGCACGGCGACGCCUUCAACCAGCGUGUCUUUUUCCGUCUCUUUUCCAUGCUGCUCUUCACCAUCGAUCAUAUCUCGGAUCGCCUCUCGGACGCGGAUCUGAACGAGAUUUUUCUGAGGUUUGCAACGCGCUUCAACGAUCUUGGGCCGGCUACCUUUCCCUUCUUCGUCUUUGCCUGGACGGAGCUCAUCAAGCACAGAGAAUUCAUGCCGGCAUUGCUACGGAUACCGAACAACGCUGGAUGGGCCGCGUUCACAAAGAUCCUCAAGCAGAUGCUGGUCUUCAUUGGCGAGCAACUCAAGACAUCGGAAGUGCCCGCGGCCAUUAAGGAUUUGCACCGCGCGGCGGUGAAGCUUCUCCUGAUUCUGUACCACGACUUCCCCGAGUACCUUGCUGCCAACCACGUUGUGCUUUGCCAGGGCCUCCAACCGUACCUAGGACAGCUUCUGAACAUCAUUCUCUUCUCCACGCCUAACAACAUCACGAAGCUUCCCGAUCCACAACAGCCGGGAGUGCGUCUUGACAGCUUAGAGGAUGUGAACAUUGCAUCCCCGGUCAUCUCUUACGACCCAGUACCAGUUCUUUCUCAUAUUGGACUGACGGCACUGCUUGACCAGGCAUUGGAGACGGGGCCGACAGAGGAGAUUGUGGCUCACAUCAAGCAUGCCAUCUGCAAGACGGAUAGAAAACAGGCCAUGUGGGGGAACACUCCGCUCAACACCAACAUCUCCGUCGUGGACGCAGUGGUGCUCUACAUUGGCAACCACGCGGUAGCACGGGCACAGGGCGGCGGUCCGGUCUUCCAAGCGGACGCACCAGACAUGGCCACGGUGUCGAUGGUGCUCCAUGAGCUCCCGGCGGAGAGCCGCUAUUUCUUCGUGUUCAGCAUGGUGAACCAGCUGCGGUAUCCCAAUGCCCACACAAGCUUCUUUGGUCAGGCGCUUUUUGAGCUGUUCGGACACAACUUGACAGAGCCAGAGGAGACAGAGAUUCGCGAGCAGAUAUGCCGGGUCCUCUUUGAACGAAUUGUUAACUACUGGCCGCAGCCUUGGGGGUUGCUGGUCGUCAUCAUCGAGCUUGUGAAGAACGAGAGAUAUUUCUUCUUUGACAUACCGUCUCUCAAGCUGGCGCCUGAGGUAUCAGAGCGCUUUGCGUCGCUUGUCACUCGCUCAUAG